GCUUGCAGUAGGUAAUAGGAAUAUCAUAUAUAAGAGUCAUAUAUGGCUAGAUGUGGUUUGAAGCUGGUGUCUGAGCUGAUUGAGAGGGCUGAACAUCACAUCAUGUCUGAAACUGCUGAUGUGGACACAGAGCCUCUGAAAUGGCCCAUAGCUCCAGAUGGUUACAUUCCCAACUCUGUGAUCCGUGCCUGGGGGAGGAAGGGAAAGGACCUCUGUCGGACAGACAGUCUGGGCGACAGUUUUCUUCUUGGUCAUCAUCACUGGGUGGAUGAACACAGCACGACAAAUGAGGAAGUGGCCACAGAGAUUUUCUGGUUUUUUUACAAUGACGAGGAAGAGGAAGAAAAUGCAGCGGAGAUGAAAAUAAUGAGAAGGGAUAAGGAAGAGCACAGGAAGAAAGUGAAAUAUCAAACUGAUGGGAAGGGAGAAGAGGAUACGAAGAAAGAGAAGAAAGAUGAGAAAACUGUGCACAAAAAGGAACAAAUGCAGGUGGAGGGAAAAGAACGAACAGAGCAGAAGCUAACUGUAGAAGAAAAGACAGAUAUGUUUGUCACCUUGAAGCCGUCGUUCGCCCUCCAGACUGAGACUAUGAAGAAACAAAAAACCUUGGAUGAUAUGACUAUGAGGCCUCAGCCGCCUGAAGCUAAAUCAAGAUCCAGUACAAAGAAUGUUGACAACAUCCUAAUGCCCUCCUGUGAUGAAAAUGGACAUAAACCACUGACAGAGCAGAUUGAGUGUAAGGAGAUUUAUAAAACUGUCACCCCUACUCCUCCACUCCUCCAUCAUCUGUCCGUGCCCAAACACCAGAGGACAUCCAGUUUCAUUCCUAAAGGUGGUCUGGAGGCUCCAGUAGAAAGUCCUGUGGUGCCUGUCAUCCCAAAGCAAGAAAUUAGGCAUACAGCAUCUGUGUACCAACCAUCUUCAGAGACCGAAUACCGAGUCCCUCCUCCUCUAACUACUCCUCCUCCAAGUCCAGAAGAUCCAGAACCUCAAUCAGUACUUGGCCACCCUGAACCCUCUCCACCCGAGGAUCUAAGGUUCCUGCUUUCCUCUGCCAAAUAUGACAACAUCCAAAAACAAGUACAGGUGACCCUUGAUCACAAAGCCUUGCAUCUCUACAAGAAAUUCAAAGGCUGCAACAACAAAUCAAAACACAGUGGAAUGUCGACUCAGUCCCACAGCAUUAUCGAUCCCGAAAAUCCACUGUUUUCUGAGUAUCUUGCCCAGCUAUACCACCAAGUCAAAGGCAAAGAUUGCAAGCCCAUUCCUUCAUGGAGGAAGAGUCUGUACAAACUUAUCUCUCUCCAAGGUUUCCGCUCUCCAAGGGCUGCAAAGUUGGCUGCUACAGAGAGUUCAGUAAAGUCUUCCAAUGUCACACAACUUGUGGCAACCAUGCCCUCACUGCAGACUGAUCAAGGAGCACCACAUCAGAGGGUGGUGCAGAAGAUUAAGAUAAAAGACAACCUGGAGCAAGCCCCUGAUUGCUUCUGUCAUGUAAUCCCAAUGGCCCCCCAACAGACCUUCUUCACUUUGAAUCACUGUGGGAAAACUCAGUAUGGAUGGCUGCAUUUUGACUGGCUGAGGGGAUCUGAGGAGGAAAAGCUGCUGAACUUGUUAUUAGUUAAGCCACAGAAUGGUAAAUAGACAGUCUGUGCAACAAUAAAAUAAUCUGUUGUGGGUUAUUUUA
This is a messenger RNA of Mugil cephalus (flathead mullet), 1687 nucleotides long. Its product is annotated as pinin-like. NCBI's taxonomy places the organism in Eukaryota, Metazoa, Chordata, Actinopteri, Mugiliformes, Mugilidae. The transcript has 5 exons. The record is from RefSeq and is a predicted model, not a curated record. Bases 43 to 1644 code for a protein of 533 amino acids.